ACGGCAGCUCUUCAUCAACCUGUUCAUUACUGUUAAUUGCAUCGCAAUGGCUGAUGCACAAGAUAUUCUCGCUGGUGUCGAUGCGCUUGUCUUUGAUGCGUUCGGUACUACGGUCGAUUGGUACACCACGCUGACAAGGGAGAUACCACCGCGAAGCCAUGGUAUACUUACGGAAGGCACCCAGGACACGCAUGACUUCGUGUAUGAAUGGAGACAAGGAUACCUAACAAACACGGCAAAGAUCGCAAAGGGGGAGAUGGGCAUGAUUCCUACGGAUGCUCUGCAUCGACAGCUACUCGACGUUAUGCUUGCGAGCGAGCGCUGGAGGAAGCUUGCGGAUGUAUGGGGAGAUGAGGAAAGAGCUCAGCUAACGAUGCUUUGGCAUUCUCUAGAUGGGUACUCGGACGUUUCGCAUGGGCUACGAGAACUUGGCAAGCACAAGUUGGUCGUGACGCUAUCCAAUGGUAAUGCGAGACUUUUGAUGGACAUGGCAAAGCACGCUGAUCUGAAGUGGGACGCACUUUUCUCGACCGAGUUCUAUGGCGCGUACAAGCCGAACGUCGAAGUUUAUAGCAAGACAGCCUACCACCUCUCCCUCGACCCGAACAAGAUCGCGAUGGUAGCUGCGCACAUCUGGGAUUUGCGCGCCGCGGCCCAAGCAGGGUUCAAGACGGUGUACGUGUCCCGUCCAGCGGAAGAUACGCCUGAGAUUAAGGCGAGCUUGAAGACGAAGAAAGACGGCGGGGAAGUGGAUGUCAUUGUGGGAUCAUUCGGCGAGCUCGCGGAGUUGGUGGAAAAGAAUGCGAUCUAGAACUUUGAUGGUCUGCAUGAUACAACCAGAUUCAUCGUCAUGGAUUCCUGGAUUCCUGAAACGCCAUAAGAGCGCCGAUGAGAACCUCCGUUGAAAUUUAACUUUCCAAACGAUGGAUCGCUUUUUUAUGAGUGUAAUGGAGAUAUGGCAGAGUGACUAGAAUUGGCGUGGAUAGGGAUAUAUGAUAGCACAGCAUUUUGGAUAGGGACAUUGCUGUGCCUGUUCAAUAGC
Coniophora puteana RWD-64-598 SS2 is the source of this 1042-nucleotide messenger RNA. RefSeq names its product haloacid dehalogenase. The coding region runs from base 47 to 811 and encodes 254 amino acids. The transcript is spliced from 7 exons. Gene Ontology annotation, molecular function: hydrolase activity, acting on halide bonds, in C-halide compounds. NCBI's taxonomy places the organism in Eukaryota, Fungi, Basidiomycota, Agaricomycetes, Boletales, Coniophoraceae. The record is from RefSeq and is a predicted model, not a curated record.